AUGACAGGACAACUUACUGAAGACACCUCAGAGUCUCCAAACCUGAACUCUGAUGAACUUGAAUGUAAGAUAUGUUAUAACCGCUACAAUUUAAGACAAAGAAAGCCAAAAGUCCUGGGGUGUUGUCACAGAGUAUGUGCCAAAUGCCUUUACAAACUUGUGGACCCAGUAGAAUCCCCACAGUGUGUCAUUGUUUGCCCAUUCUGUAGAUUUGAGACACGCUUGCCAGAGGAUGAGGUCAGUAGCCUUCCUGAUGAUAAUAAUAUCUUGCUAAACUUGACAUGUGGUGGAAGAGGAAAGUGCUCAACAGACAAUCCUACAGAACUGCUGCUAACCCCUAAACGUCUGUCAACUCUAGUCACCCCAUCCCACAGUUCAACCAACUGCCUUGUCAUAACAAUCAUGGAGGUUCAGAGAGAGAGUUCUCCUGUGCUUAAUGCAACACCUGUUGUGGAAUUCUACAGACCUUCUAAUUAUGAUCCAGUCUCAAUGCCUCAAAAUUGGACAGUGUGGAACUGCACAUCUCUGAUCUGCCAAACCUCCGUGCGUGUCUUUGUGUGGUUGCUAGGAUUGCUUUACUUCAGCUCAUUGCCUUUAGGGAUCUAUUUGUUAGUAUCAAAAAAGGUAACCCUUGGGGUUGUCUUUGUCAGUCUUGUUCCCUCUAGCCUUGUUAUACUCAUGGUAUAUGGUUUUUGUCAGUGUGUUUGUCAUGAAUUUUUAGACUGUAUGUCCACAUCCUAA
Bombina bombina (fire-bellied toad) is the source of this 741-nucleotide messenger RNA. RefSeq names its product ring finger protein 182 (gene RNF182). The record is from RefSeq and is a predicted model, not a curated record. Lineage: Eukaryota; Metazoa; Chordata; Amphibia; Anura; Bombinatoridae. Bases 1 to 741 code for a protein of 246 amino acids. The transcript has a single exon.